AUGGUGAUUGAAAAAUAUGAUGACGAAAGAAGAAACCGAUUAGUAGAUAUCAGAAAUAAACACAAUGAAGAACACAUACCUGAUAUUCAAAUAGCGGAUAAAGAUCUGGAAGGUUAUAGACGCAAAUUCGAUU
This is a messenger RNA of Racocetra persica, 133 nucleotides long. NCBI's taxonomy places the organism in Eukaryota, Fungi, Glomeromycota, Glomeromycetes, Diversisporales, Gigasporaceae. The record is from the annotation of a GenBank genome assembly.